Messenger RNA from Rhagoletis zephyria (snowberry fruit fly), 1311 nucleotides. The record is from RefSeq and is a predicted model, not a curated record. NCBI's taxonomy places the organism in Eukaryota, Metazoa, Arthropoda, Insecta, Diptera, Tephritidae.
AUGAGUGGUGGAAUCUACGCUGGUGACGAACUUGGAGCACUGGUCUUUGACGUGGGCCAUCAUUCCUUUCGAGCCGGUUGGGCUGGGGAAGACAGUCCAAAAACAGAUGUUCCGACGACAAUCGGGUACAUCGACGAUGUCGUUGACGCCAACUCGCGAAUGGACGUCGAUUUUGCGGCAGAUCAUAAUGGCAAUUCCAAUUUGGCGCCCUCUUCGCGUCGAUACAUCUUUGAUACGACUGCCAUUAAAAGCCCGCAAAACAAUAUGGACCUCACGACCUUUUUAAGAGACGGAAUGAUUGAAGAUUGGGAUCUGUUUGAGAAGAUGACCGAUUAUAUUUACAAGAAGCAACUCAACUUGGACUCGACACUUCAGCCUGUCCUCUUUUCGGAGGCAUCUUGGAACGCACGAAGCAAGCGAGAAAAACUUUGCGAGCUCAUGUUUGAAAAGUAUGGCAUUCCAGCCUUUUUUCUUUGCAAGAACGCCGUUUUGGCGGCUUUUGCAAAUGGACGUGCCACUGGUGUCAUUCUGGAUUCAGGUGCUUCGCACACUUCGGCCAUCCCUGUUCAUGAUGGAUACGUAAUGCAGCAGGCAAUUGUAAAAAGUCCUCUUGCUGGAGACUUUGUGACCAAUCAAUGCAAACAGUAUUUCGAUGAGCGAGGCGUGGAGAUUGUUCCCUACUACAUGAUCGCCUCUAAAGAGGCGGUAAAAGAGAGUGACCCUGCAAAGUGGACAAAACGCAGCAAUUUACCUGAAAACCUGACCCAGUCUUGGAAGAAUUACAUGAUCAAAGAAACGCUUUUUGACUUUAAAUCAUCCGCUUUACAAGUAAGCGACACCACAUACAACAAAGAUGUGGCGGACAACAUGCCAGCAAUACACUAUGAAUUCCCCAACGGUUACAACCUUGAUCUGACAUCAGACCGUUUCUUGAUUCCUGAAGCUCUCUUUGACACUACAAACAUUAAGGGCUUUACCUCUUCAGUAAUGGGCAUGUCUCAGAUUGUCACUACCUGCGUCGGUUUUUGUGACCCUGAAAUUCGAUCAUCUCUGGUCGGAAACGUCAUCGUCACCGGCGGUAAUACGCUGAUUAACGGAUUCACUGAGAGGUUAAAUCGCGACCUUGUCACUAAAACUCCACCGAGUAUGCGUCCGAAGCUUAUAAAUCCAAAUGCAUCCGUUGAACGCCGUUACGGAGCGUGGAUUGGCGGCUCUAUUCUUGCCUCCCUGCCCACUUUUCAGCACACCUGGAUCUCUAAGCAGGAAUACGAAGAGGAUGGUAAAUGCCAAAUUGAGAGAAAGUGCCCAUAA